This is a messenger RNA of Aspergillus clavatus NRRL 1, 3435 nucleotides long. RefSeq lists its product as uncharacterized. Lineage: Eukaryota; Fungi; Ascomycota; Eurotiomycetes; Eurotiales; Aspergillaceae. Bases 1 to 3435 code for a protein of 1144 amino acids. The record is from RefSeq and is a predicted model, not a curated record. The transcript has 5 exons.
AUGUCGACAAACGACCCCUUCGCUUUUCUGGAAACCGAACCAAAACCGGUCGUGAAGAAGCAACAUUGGAAGCAGAAAUUAUUCUCGAGGGACAAGACGAAUCGGUCAACGGCUGAUCAGCAGGUGGAAGCCUUCCUGGCCCCGAUCCGUUCGAAAUCUGUCUCGCACGCCGUACAUCCCGCGAAUGCGACUGGUCGAGGUUCCCAGAAACCCCGUUUAGACAUCUCGCAUCGUUGGCCUUCCGCGCAGGACCUGUCCAAUGCGUCCCCGAUCCUGAAUCCCUCCUCCGCAACUGAGAUCUAUCCUCCUUCCACGUUUCCAUCGCCGCCACGGAAGGCCCGUGCUCGCAAGGGCUUGAGGGUGAGGUUCUCGGAUAAAGGACCAGAGGUGAUCGGGGAAGGGGGCGACGAGUCGGAAGCCCCCACCGCCGAGAUCUCGUUGAAUCGAGGCCGUCGGAGCGAUACCCAGUCCAAGACGCCGCAAUUGCGAGUCGAUACGUCGGUUGGAGCGAUGGAUCGCGCUCCCUAUGUGAACGCACCCAAGCGACAAGACACCAAUGCAGGUUCGGACGCAAACAGCUGGAAACCAUUGCUUAUCAAAAGCCCUCAGGAUGAGGAAUUCCUCAUGACGCUCAACCUUGGCGAGGCUGGCUCUCGCCUGUCCUUCCGAGCUUCACCCGACACCGACUCUUCUGCCCAGGUGGUCCGAGCAAAGAUGCAAGCGGAAGAAGGACGGGCCCUGCAGCAUGGCUACCACGAUGACCCUUCCUCCCCCGAAGAUAACGUGCAGCCCAGGAAGAAUCCCGCGGGAGUUGUUGUUCCAGAUAGUCCUGUGUCCCUCUACGAAACGCCACCAGUCUCUGAAACAGAUUCCGAAGCGCUAGGGGUACCUAUUCAAAAUCCGCCGAGCCUAGGGGGAGCUCACCGGGGGAAUGCAAGCCCCAUUGAGUCAAAUCUGCCCUCUGCGCUCCUCACCGGUACAGAAUCACGGACCCUAUCACCUGUCAAGCUGCAGCCUGGCUCGCGGGACCCAACCUCACAGGGUCAAGAUCGCCCUCCGAGCAGAGAUGGCCGUGAAGUCGCACGAACCGCACCGGCACUACCACCGAAAGCCUCUCUCCGUUCCAUCGCCAAUCAACUGGGCGAUACUGCCUUUACAGAUCUGAAGGCCUACGUAGCACAAUAUGCGACUCCCAUCCGCCGUUCCGCGGAACAGGUGAAGCCUGUGAUGGAGACCUCUCUUGCUGAAUGGAUGAGAGCCGCAGUAUGGUGGUUCCUACGGGGAAAGAAACGACUGGAAUCGUAUGCGCGAUCCCGACCGUCAAGCUCGGGAGAGCGGACCCUUCCGCGAAGCACGGUGGAAAACGUGAAGCAAGCCGUGCUGGAUCUCGGCAAAGCCCUAUGGAUCAACGAGAACAUUGUGCCGGGGCACAGUGAGCUCACUAGAUAUGGAGCCAUGGGCAUCGAUGCGCUGCUGGCAGUCGCAAGCACCACCGGUGAUACUCGUUUGGCGGAAUGUCUCUCCCUGCACCAGGCGACGAUGAGCCACUUGCGGUCGUUGGCCAUGUCGAUCAAGAGAAACAACAUCCUCGCUAUCAUAGCCUCUGAGGAGGGCGCGGCCGUGGCAGCAGACACGAGUGUGUGGGUUCGGUACCCAUUCUUUGCUCCUGACGUUUCGGCAGUGCUUUCCGGCGCAGCAACCAGAUCGGUAUUGGUGGAUACAUCUGAAAAGGGCACAAGUACUGCGCACAUGAUGCCGCUCGGGGAUACGAGCCGUCAUUUCAGCUAUGGAAGUAUGUUUGUCGAGGCUUGCAUCAGCUCGCGGGAAGAUGAUACCCAGGAGGAUUUCUCCAUUUCCUGUUCUUUGUCUAUCCUCCGUGAUCGUGCGGACUGGUAUGUCUUCGCGGCCAUCACGAGUCAAAGCGAAUUGGUCAAUGUCAUGAUCCAAUCGGAUCGGAAGAAGGGGCCGACUUGGGAUGAUGUUGAGUGGCAGGUGAGGUCCCAUUCCAUGCGCGUCAAACUGCCCCGCGGCUUCCAGCUGGAUGUCUCGUUUCAAGAGGACGAUUUCAAAAAUCUCUGGAACAUCGUCCAAUAUACUCUCAAGACCGAGGCCAGCCUAGCGCCGGGAGCCGGCGAGUCGGUGAUUUUUGAGAACACGCUCAAGAUGUUCCACUGUAUGGAUCCUGCGGCGCCCAAAUCGUUCCCUGCCGAGCCGGUCGAGCGGUGCCGUCUGCGGUUGUUCGAGCGAUCAGCGACGAUCACGGAGGGCACGGGCAGCAGGAGUGUCCAUCGGGGUUUCCGUUUAACCGUGCUCACCAGUCCCAAGGUGAAAACCUUGAGCAACGUGUGCCAUAUCCUGGGAUAUGGUACCCCGAUCAUUUUCGGCCUCCUUCGGGGAGAAGAUGGAUCGCCGGCUCUCAUGCUCAAAGUGAAAGAAGACGGUAGAACACGGUCGAUGUUGAUGACCUUUCAAGAAGCUCAGGAUCGAAACACCAUGCAUGCUCUGCUCCUGGGUAUGACCGCGAAGGAGGACGAACACAAGAUACCGGAUAUACCGUUGCGGGCCUAUACUAUAGAACAACCAGCGGAUAAGUUCAAUGGCCAACCGGCAAAGGCCCAUGUUCAAUUUCCCGCUGGCAAUGUGUCAGUCAUUCACGAUUCCGAUCCGCAGGCGGAACACGGAUAUGGCCCAACAAUCUUGUCUGACAACUUGCGAGCGUUCAUAGCCACCGAUUGGGGCUCCGUGACGGACCGCCUCAACUUGGGUCCUGGUGAACUUAAAAUAGGCUUGGACGUCAACAACCGAACCGGGCUUAGUCUAUACCGGCCGGUACAGCAGGAUAUGACCCUAUCCGUAGCGGAGAAUCUCGUGUCUCCCGAGUUGACGGACAAACUGACCAAUUUCAUGCAAAUCUCCAUGACCAAAGCCAUGGUUCGCCGCUUUGAUUUUGCAUCUCUCAAAGGCCUCCAUGCUUUCCAAGCCGCUGUGACUGGGUUCAAAGUGUUAUUCGAUGGUCUCGCUUCGUCGUUUAUGAUUUCAAGGCGCCGGAUGGUGGUCCCUAUAUAUAAGAAAUGGGAAUGUACGCUGGCUCGUAUCCAGGUCGUCCAGCAGGAGAAGGUGAUACAGCUGGUUGCUUUCUUAGCCGAUUUCAGCCAUGGAAAGUGCAUGAACUUCGUUCUCAAGGGGACAGAUGUUCUUGAGAACUUUAGCCGCUCUGGCAAGUUCUGCAUCCGACUUGUCGACGCCAAAUUCGCGCUCCCGAAAACGGAGGACGACCCUGCCUCGGAUUUCGUCUGUCUAGAUAUGCCGGAGUAUCCUAUUGAGCAUGACGAUAUUGCGAUUGCCUUUGACUCUGAAGCCGAUCGAUCGGCUUUCCAGGCCGCGGUCCCUGGAACAGUUCGAGAAUCGUCCCGGAUGGGAUCUCUUCGGCGGUGA